AGAAGGAAACGACAAAUACAAACAUUCAGACACAGAAUCGUCAGCGAAAAUGGUUAAAUUCGUAAUUGUCGCCUUAAGUUUAAUUGCUGUUGCUGCCGCCGGUUCAGCACAUGGCUACGAUAGCCGCCAUGAAGGUCACCAACAUAGCGGACACGGUGGGUCAGCAGGUCAUGACCAAGGGUUCGGACACGGCGUAGGUCAAGGAAACGGUCAUGUUGGUUCAUCGAACCAUGAGCAAGGACUGGACGGUGGGAGCCACGUAGGGGUGCACGGUGGAUCAAAAGGUCACGAGCAAGGACUUGAAAACGUCGGUGGUCAUUCAAGCGUGCAUGGAGGAUCAUUGAGUCAUGAACAAGCAUCGGAACACGGUGGUGGCCACGGAGGUGUCCAUGGUGGCCACGGAGGUGUCCAUGGUGGAUCAGGAGGUCACGACCAAGGAUUCGAACACGGGGUCGAUCAUGGAAGUGCUCAUAGUGGAUCAUGGAAUCAUGAGAAAGGACAGGGACACGGCAAUGUCCAUGGUGGUCAAUUUGGUCAACACGGUCACUAUUAAAUCGCAUUAAAUGUUAUAAAAAAUUAAA
Molecule: messenger RNA, 581 nt
Organism: Pieris brassicae (large cabbage white)
Lineage: Eukaryota; Metazoa; Arthropoda; Insecta; Lepidoptera; Pieridae
Product: glycine-rich cell wall structural protein 1.8-like
Exons: 3
Coding region: 50-553 (167 amino acids)
Source: RefSeq, a predicted model, not a curated record